ACAGGAAGAACACAUUAAACGGCAAUUACUUUUGAGGAAAGUUUUAACAGCGAGAAGCUACCAAAACAAAUAGUGUAAAGAAUGAAUUUGUCUAGAGAGAGGAUUGAUAUAUCAGCGAUGAGUUUUAUUUUAUUUUGGUAGACAUUGAGGCACUUUCAUCCGUUCAGACUGGAUCAUCUGCUCUGUUUGUUUACAUAAUGAAAAGCUGACUAGCUAACGUUAGCAACCUAGCUUGACAAAUCGAGUCAUAUGAGCUGUUAUCUUCCAGCAGCUUUGUCCUCAGUCACGAGUGUGAAUUCACAUUAUUGGGAUAGCUAACGUACCUGUACACAAGUGAGAGGUUGUCCUGUGUCUCGCAGAGCCUUUUGAAGAAUAACAAUGCAAAGCUAACGUUUAAUGUGUGGAGCGUUAGGUCAUUUGUUUUGUCACCUGCUAACCUGCAGCUAGUUUAUAAAGGCCUUGCCUGCAGCGUCUUCAUGUCAACAUGCCUUGUUCCUGUGGCAACUGGAGAAGAUGGAUCCGGCCGCUGGUCGUCGUGCUUUAUAUAUUGUUGCUCCUAGUCGUCCUGCCACUGUGCAUCUGGGAACUGCAGAAGUCAGGGGUUGGCACUCAUAACAAAGCAUGGUUCAUCGCUGGGAUAUUUGUCUUCAUGACCAUACCCAUAUCAUUAUGGGGCAUCCUGCAGCAUCUGGUUCACUACACUCAGCCAGAGCUUCAGAAACCCAUCAUCAGAAUACUGUGGAUGGUCCCAAUCUACAGCUUAGACAGUGUGAGUUGUGUAUAAUAUUAUGAUUACAUCCAUUGUGGAACACACUGUGCAUAUAGGUGUCAUAUGUAGGCAUCCACAGACUUGCUGUAGCUUUGAAAAACACACCAACACAACAUAUUACCAUUCAGGGACGUGCACAGACAUUUGGAGUGGCUAUUGCUCUAAACUGGAAAAAGGGCCUCCCAGUUCAAUAGGCAUUAUUCUUAUCAUUAUCAUUCUUUAUGAGCGCAGUAACGGUAAGGUAUCUAAUUACUUAUUUAUUUAGUAUUCCAUAACUUAAUAACAGAGAUGGUCAAACUGAAGUAGGGACAUGGCAGAAAUCCUACAAUGAAGCGGGACAGUGAAGUGUUCUCCUGUGAGAGGGUGAGGGAGUUUACAGGGUAAAGGACGCAGAAAGAAAGAAGCACAAUAACAUAUUUAGGUGUUUUUAUUUUUUAAUCAACCGAUGGUGUCAAGAGGAAGUAAAGUCCCCUGGUUUGUCCCCUAUACUCUAACGCCAGGCAGGCAUUUGGUGUGAUCACCAUAGCCAUAUGAGGCCGGAGGGCUUUCCUUUGCUUCCAGCUGUCAGAUUGUAAACAAAGUCACGUGACUUGGGGCUGACAAAGUGUGUUUCCCGCAGUGA
Messenger RNA from Notothenia coriiceps (black rockcod), 1391 nucleotides. It is a transcript of the gene tmem184c, whose product is annotated as transmembrane protein 184C. Lineage: Eukaryota; Metazoa; Chordata; Actinopteri; Perciformes; Nototheniidae. The transcript is spliced from 3 exons. The record is from RefSeq and is a predicted model, not a curated record. Bases 485 to 784 code for a protein of 99 amino acids.